Molecule: messenger RNA, 570 nt
Organism: Fulvia fulva
Lineage: Eukaryota; Fungi; Ascomycota; Dothideomycetes; Mycosphaerellales; Mycosphaerellaceae
Exons: 3
Coding region: 1-570 (189 amino acids)
Source: RefSeq, a predicted model, not a curated record
AUGUUGUUCACCAAGCUCUUCGCAGUAACAUGCCUCUCGCUGUGCCCCGUCAGCUCAUUCUCACUACCACAAACAAACACUCCAACCUGUACCGCAGCCACGCGCCAAACCAUCCUAGAAGGCAUUCCCAAUGGCUUCAACGCCGUCGCUCCAGGCGCAAGUGCAGCAUUCAUAGCGAGCUUACCUCUCAUCCCAUCCUGCUCCUUGACGCUGUUCAUCAACGGCCUGCCAGGCCUCCAAGUCGCCCCGGAUGCUUCGACUACAAGGAACUCCGCUCUUCUCGUUCGGCAGGCAUUCCUUCGCGUGACACCUAGUGUACCAGCGUCGGUGGAUUCCGGUAAUGGGACGACGAGGUCAGAGUUGGAGAUUGAUACUGGAUUGUUGCAUACGAUAGCAUUACCGGUUACUUUUCAUGCUGGGUUGGUCUUCAACUAUCUAGACAACUGUACGAUUGAGAGCGUGGUCGGGAUUCUGACUGUGCCGACCUCUGUGCUUGGGAUUCCGAUCUUGAUGCCGGAUGUUGUGGCUGCAGUACAGGAGCUUGCGAGUCAAGCAGCUGCGAUGAGCUGA